Lentinula edodes (shiitake mushroom) is the source of this 1344-nucleotide messenger RNA. RefSeq lists its product as uncharacterized. Bases 1 to 1344 code for a protein of 447 amino acids. Gene Ontology annotation, molecular function: DNA-binding transcription factor activity, RNA polymerase II-specific; RNA polymerase II cis-regulatory region sequence-specific DNA binding. NCBI's taxonomy places the organism in Eukaryota, Fungi, Basidiomycota, Agaricomycetes, Agaricales, Omphalotaceae. Gene Ontology annotation, biological process: cell differentiation; anatomical structure morphogenesis; regulation of DNA-templated transcription. The record is from RefSeq and is a predicted model, not a curated record. The transcript is spliced from 2 exons.
AUGCCUAAAGACACCUCUCCUCCUCUUCCUACGGAGGAAAAGCAACCCAAGCGACCCCCAAAUGCUUGGAUUCUCUUUCGCUCAGACAUGAACCGAGCUCUGAAGUUGAAGUACCCCAAGGCCACACAGUCUGUACUAUCGAAACAAAUUUCUGAUCUCUGGGCCAGCGCGAUACCAGAAGUCAGAGCAGAAUAUGAGCGAAGAGCAGAGGCGGCUAAGGUUGCUCACCAUCUCAAAUAUCCAAACUACAAGUUUAAUCCGAGGAAGAAGGAGGAGAUCGCCCGUGAGAAGCAGGCCAAGCUCCAAGCCAAGGAAGAGAGGGCGAAGCGUAAUAGCGCGCGCAAUGCUCAACGUGCGCCUGUAGAUCACUCUCAGCUUCCCCAGAUACCAUCUCUCUACCCAACUCUCGCCGAUUUUGGCCCCAACGGUCCUUCACCGCCAGUUUCCGCUGCUGGAUCGCCUCAGGACUUGAGUAGUCGGGAAGCAUCUCCCGCUUGGCUUCCUCCUUCAUCUCUUACCCUCCCCUCCCCGAGCUUCGCCGUCCCUUCUCCAUUCGAGCCACAGGAGGUAUUCUCUCCGUCGACCGCCCCUGAUAUGUCACUCGCUGGCCCGAGCAACUGGGGGAGCCCGUCGGCCCCAUUCCAUGCACCAGAAGCUUCUGAAGCAUCCCAAUACAACGCGUUGCUACAGUUUGACUUUGCUUCUUCUCACCCUCCCGUGGAUUCAUCUUUCCAGCAGCAGCCCAUGAUUGACGCUUACUCCCAAGGAUCAGCGCCUAACAUGGGAGUAGCGCUAAUGGGCACAGGAGAUUCGUCUAUCUUUCACGUAGACCCCUUUGAUAAUGGAAUCAUUGACGGCCAGCAAAAUCUAGACCUCAACAUUGGCGUGGGCGAUUUGAACGGCCUUUUCGGCACGACUCCAUGGGAUUUCAACCAGACCAUUGACCAGGGUCAAUUCUCAGGAAAUAUAGACUUUGAAGCUCUGUUCUCCUCCUUGGAUGAUCCAUCUUUCAGCCAGCAGAAUUCUUCCUACCUGACGGGCAAUGAAACCCAGUCACAGAACUCUCCUUAUGAGAACAACAAUCCUGGGCCUUCAUCAGGCUCUUAUAGCUCUUCUUUUGCCUCGAUUCCUUUGGAAUCGGCGGGUAUGACUAUCCAGCCUUCUGCACUAGCCAGCUCCUCGUCUCUGACCUUCGAGCAAGGAUCGGCUAACACGAGUUCCUACGCACCUCCCUCAGGUGCGGUUUACGCUGGCAAUCGCCGCGUCGGAGGCAACUGGGCUCAGUACGGUCUUCCUUCAGAUGAACAUUCUCAACCUUACGCCCUACCUGCCGCCGCUCAGUAG